Molecule: messenger RNA, 2647 nt
Organism: Cavia porcellus (domestic guinea pig)
Lineage: Eukaryota; Metazoa; Chordata; Mammalia; Rodentia; Caviidae
Gene: Mapre1
Product: microtubule associated protein RP/EB family member 1
Exons: 7
Coding region: 160-966 (268 amino acids)
Biological process (GO): spindle assembly; protein localization to microtubule; regulation of microtubule polymerization or depolymerization
Cellular component (GO): microtubule plus-end; microtubule organizing center; spindle midzone
Molecular function (GO): microtubule plus-end binding
Source: RefSeq, a predicted model, not a curated record
CCGCCCGGGGAUGACGAGCUCGUACGUCGGCGCGUCACGAGGGGGGUGCGUGUGAGGUCAUCGCGCGGCUGGGCGGGCGGGGCCUGGCAGUUUGAACGAGACGAAGACGGAACCGGAGCCGGGCGCGAGCAGUAGACGCGGUUCCCCUGAGAGCCGAAGAUGGCAGUGAACGUAUAUUCAACGUCAGUCACCAGUGAUAAUCUAAGUCGACAUGACAUGCUGGCCUGGAUCAAUGAGUCUCUGCAGUUGAAUCUGACAAAGAUCGAACAGUUGUGCUCAGGUGCUGCCUAUUGUCAGUUUAUGGACAUGCUCUUCCCUGGCUCCAUUGCCUUGAAGAAAGUGAAAUUCCAAGCUAAGCUGGAGCAUGAAUAUAUCCAGAACUUCAAAAUACUACAAGCAGGUUUUAAACGAAUGGGUGUUGAUAAAAUAAUUCCUGUGGAUAAAUUAGUAAAAGGAAAAUUUCAGGACAAUUUUGAAUUUGUUCAGUGGUUCAAGAAGUUUUUUGAUGCAAACUACGAUGGGAAAGAGUAUGACCCUGUAGCUGCCAGACAAGGUCAGGAGACUGCAGUGGCUCCUUCCCUUGUUGCUCCUGCUCUGAAUAAACCGAAGAAACCUCUCAGCUCUAGCAGUGCAGCUCCACAGAGACCCAUUUCAACACAGAGAACUACUUCGACUCCUAAGGCUGGCCCAGGGGUGGUACGGAAGAAUCCUGGUGUGGGUAACGGGGAUGAUGAGGCAGCUGAACUGAUGCAGCAGGUAAAUGUGUUGAAACUUACUGUUGAAGACUUGGAGAAAGAAAGAGAUUUCUACUUUGGAAAGCUAAGGAACAUUGAAUUGAUUUGCCAGGAGAAUGAGGGAGAAAAUGACCCUGUCUUGCAGAGGAUUGUAGACAUUCUGUAUGCCACAGAUGAAGGCUUCGUGAUACCUGAUGAAGGGGGCCCACAGGAGGAACAAGAAGAAUAUUAACACCUUGGGCCAGCAGAGCCAUCAGAAUUCUUCACUCCAAAUCAUGUGCUUAACUGUAAAAUACUCCCUUUUAUUAUUCUUAGAGGAUUCACUGGUUUCUUUUCAUAAGCAAAAAGUACCUCUUUUUAAAAGUGCACUUUGCAGAAGUUUUACUCCUUUUCCCAUAAAUUUGAGUUAGGAGCUUUUACCUUGUAGCAGAGCAGUAUUAACAUCUAGACGAUUCAACUGCGGAACAUAGAGGCUGACUGUGGGGCUUACCAUGCGGAUGCUGGUCACACUGGUUGCUGGAGAAGGUGUUUUUAUGUAAUGCACUGAGAUGCCAACCUCAGUAGAGAAAUGUAAAGACUGAACUGAAUUUUAACCUAAUGUGAAAUCUUGGCAAAGAACAUGUUAAUAAAUAAGUAAAUGCCUUAAGAGUAUUUAAAAUGUGCUUCCAUAUGUCAAAAUACAAAAUGUAAUGAGACAGAAGAUUUUAUGUCUGACAUUGUGCCUGGAAAGGAAAGACCAGACCUUGGAACCUUCAGAACCUGCUAUUACAAGCUUUGUAGGGCUGUGUGAUUCCUUCCACGCCGAGCCUUUGACCCAAAAGGAAAGUUUAAGAAAUUGCUUUAUAAAGAAAGCCAUUUGGAGUCACUGGUUAACUGUGUCCCUGCAAAAUGUAAGCGGCAUGUUUGCAUAGAUGAUUAGAGGGUAUUCAGCCCUGAGACAUUUGAGGUGAAUAGCUCGAUUUUUUACUGAGCAUUUCUCUGAUGAUUUUUUAAGUUAUACCUGAAAUUUUUGUGUAUUGUGGUUUUUGGGAAAUGCGGCGUGUCCAGUUUUACAGUCUUAACAACUACUGGGGCUUGCCCACAUCUUUGGAUUUGGAAGGGAGAGUGUCCUGUUGUAUUGUCUUUAAGUUUACAGUUAACAUAUUCCUCUUCUUUACUCCCUUUGCCCAGUGGGACUCUUCUCUGGCUCCUAAAUUUGCUGCUUAGCAUUGGAAGUAUGGCGGGCAGGUGAUCUUGCUGCAGGUUCUUGCUGGACCUCUGGCAAAGGGAGUAUCAGCAAAGGCCAUUAUUACCUUGGGAUCUACAAGGUUGGGGUGUUUUUGGUAUCUGCUGUCCACAGCUCUCCACUUUUAACCUGAAUACUUUGCCAGUGCACUAAUCUCUUUGGAGAUAAAAUUCACUUGUGUGUAACUCAAUGUUAAUUUCUUUUGCAGAAAAUACAGUACCAUGUGUGAAUUAAUUAUUAAUAUUUAAAAUACUUCAUUCCUUAACUCUCCCUCAUUUACUUUUUGCUCAUGGCCUAUUCAGUCCCUUUGUUUGGCAGAAUCCUGCAAAAUGUAUGUUACCCACUACUGAGAUUGUUGAGCCCUUGAUGUGUUUGUAUUGGUUUGUUUCUGGUGGUAGCUUGUCCUAAAAUGUGUGUAGAAAACAGGUAUUUUAUGAUAAAAUUGUUGUGUAGUGCAUGCUCUGUGUGGAAUUCAGAGGAAAACCCAGAUUCAGUGAUUAACAAUGCCAAAAAAAUGCAAGUAACUAGCCAUUGUUCAAAUAACAGUGGUGCUAUUUCUCUUUUGUGGCCUUUUAGACUUUUGUUGCCCUAAAAUUCCAUUUUAUUGGGAAACCAUCUUCCACCUGGUCUUUCUUGACAGGGUUUUUUUCUACUUUUAACAGUUUCUAAAUAAAAUUCUGUAUUUCAA